UCGCUGAUCUUGAUCGUCGUCCAUCAAACGUUAUCGAAUCUUCGUAAUCGAAAGUUUACCAGCAACGAACCUACUCACUCACUUACCCACUCACUCCACUCAUACUACCACCCAUCGAACAGAGAAAGCAAAAGAAGAAGAAGAAGAAGAAGGAGGGGGAAAUCAGGAUGAUGGCUUCGCCAACCACCGAGGCCCAUCGCCUCACCCGCAGAGACUCCUCCCCGAGAGCGUCAAGGAAUAGCAGCAGGCGCCGUCCACGUUUACUUCGCGCCUGCGCCACGGAACCAUCCAUCACCACCUCGAGCGCUUGCAAGGGGGUUCUGGCGAGUCCAAACUCGAGUCGAAGGGCGACGGAACUGCUUAAUCGCGUGGCUGUCAACAAUGCCGCUGCGGACAGCCUGAGGUCCUCGGUGUCGUCGACGAGGAGUUAUGGGAUGGAUCCAGGGAGUGAGACGGGACAUCAUAUGACGGAGGCUGCCAGGAGGGAGAUGAUGCAGAGUAACAAAGCCUGUUGGUCUUCCCUGCUUGCGAGGUGGCCGAUGAGUUGUUCCGCUAACUCGGCAUUGCAGACUCGGCGUGCUAUUUCAGCUUUCCUAGUCCCGAUACCUGGGAAGGCGAGGCUGAAGGGGGGGAGAAGUCACUGGAGGGACCGACCUGAGAGAGGGAAUCCAGUGAACUGAUCAGUCAUUCAACGACACAUUCGAGUCUGUGGCAAUCGUGGUAUGACCACACGGCAUGUCUGCGGUGGCAUUGGCGACCGGUGGUCAAAAGCCUGGAUGGGUAUU
Molecule: messenger RNA, 785 nt
Organism: Pseudomassariella vexata
Lineage: Eukaryota; Fungi; Ascomycota; Sordariomycetes; Amphisphaeriales; Pseudomassariaceae
Exons: 1
Coding region: 168-680 (170 amino acids)
Source: RefSeq, a predicted model, not a curated record